This is a messenger RNA of Solanum verrucosum, 979 nucleotides long. RefSeq lists its product as uncharacterized. Bases 25 to 735 code for a protein of 236 amino acids. The record is from RefSeq and is a predicted model, not a curated record. Gene Ontology annotation, cellular component: nucleus. The transcript is spliced from 5 exons. Lineage: Eukaryota; Viridiplantae; Streptophyta; Magnoliopsida; Solanales; Solanaceae.
UUAUUGCUAAUUUUUCAUUACAGUAUGUCUAGUUCUGGGGAAGAUUUUUCUCAAUUUGGUAUUUCUGUUGAGGAGAAAGACAAGCUUGUAGCAGAGGUGAUUCGGUAUGUAUUAUUCAAGAGUGAACAGAGUUCAGGCUGCCCAAUAAAGAGGGAGGAGCUAACCCAGUUGAUCACUGGCAAGAAUUAUCGUCAAAGAAAUCUCCCUGCUUUUGUUAUAACUGAGGCAAAAUUGAAACUUUCCUCCCUUUUUGGCUUUGAAAUGAGGGAACUUCAACGCUCUCGCUCUUCUGCUCCUCAAAACCCUCGUUCAUCUCAGCAAGUGACAGCUGAUGCAAAGUCAUAUAUUCUCAGAAGUCAGCUACCGGCAGAUGUAUACAAGGCAUUUGUUGAGGAUGAAAAUAAAUCACACGUCACUGCUCUUACUUUUGUCGUUACUAGCAUUGUUCGUCUUGCUGGAGGCAAAAUUAAUGAAGAAAAUCUUUGGUAUCAAUUGAGACGACUGGGAUUGUCUGAAACUGAUGAAAGUCAUCCUGUUCAUGGAAACCUCAAACUAGCAUUGGAAGCAAUUGUUCAACAAAGAUACUUGCACAAAGAGAAAGUUAAUGGUCCAGAAGGUAAUGCAACGUUUUAUGAACUUGCUGAGAGGUCACUAGAUGGGCCAAUUAAUGAUGGAAUGAAAGAGCAUAUAUCAAAGAUUGUGAACAAAGAUAUUACUUCGGUGAAUGCUGACUAGUUUGUUUACUGAUGUCUGGGAUUCUUCACAAGUGUUUGUGGCCAUAGUUCCUAACUGUACGAUAUUGGGUUUUGAAGCUGUGAAAUUGGUAUGAUGUUUUAGAUUCGCCAGAGCUGCUACUUUCGUUCUUCGUCUAUUUUUGUGAAAUACAGCCAUUCAUGUAUUUACGCAGCUGAAUUGAUAUUAUUUAUAUGAUUGUCCUUUGUCUGGCAUACUAAUCAACAUAUAUAUAUAUAUAUAUAUA